ACUCCAUCCACUCAAAGCCCUGUUUCAUGGGGGGAUGUGGCCCUCCAUGUUUAUGGAACUCAGCCCUAUUGCCCCAUUCCCACUGUCCCAUCUGUCAGCCCCAUGCCAUGGUAUAAGCAGUGUUUUGUCUCCCAUAGCAUGUGGUUGCAACCCUGAUGGCUCAGCCCCAGGGCUGGAGGGCUGCGAUCCCAUCUCGGGCCAGUGCCACUGCCUCCCACAUGACAGCAGAACCUGUGGGCUCUGCCAGCCCGGCUACUACGACCUGCAGCCCACCAUGGGGUGCAAGAGGUAACCUGCCAAUCGCCACCCGAGGGGUAACAGGACAGCGAGUUGCCAUGCACUGGACGGGGCAGUGCUCUGCCAGCCCGGUGUCACAGAGCAAUGUGACCGGUGCCACCAUGGCUUCUUCGGCUUCUCUGCCAGGGGCUGCCGAGCCUGCAACUGCUCACCGCUGGGCUCCAUCACGCCGCAGUGCCACGAGAACAGCACUUGUCUGUGCCGCCCUGGCUUCGUGGGCUACAAGUGUGACCGGUGCCAGGCCAACUUCUUCCCCGACCCACCCAGCUCCCGCUGCCAGCAGUGUCCUGCCUGCUAUGGGCUGGUGAAGGACGAGGCUGACCAGCUGAAGGCCAGGCUGCAGGAGAUGGAGGAAUGGCUGCAACAAACAGGUUGUGAUGCCCGCCCAGGCCAGUCCCUCAUGAUGAGAGAUGCAGCCCGGGGAGAUGGGCUGCCCAGUUCUCACCUCCUGCAAGGUGCCCGGGCCAUCCUCUUGGCACAGGUAGGGCAGCUGGCAGGGGCGCUGGGCACCGCACGGGGCCGUCUCAGCAAUGCCAACCAGGCCAGUGGCUGCUCCAGCCAUGGACACCCCAAGACCUGCACCCUGCUGUCGGAGAUCAGAGCCGCACUGCAGUCGGCACAGAGGGAGAUCCUGCACGCUGCGGACACCCUGGCUACCACGGAGAUUCCCCAGGAAAUCCCUCAGCAGCCCACAAACUGGAGCCGCUGGGCACUGGAGGCACGGGCACUGGCCAUAAGCCAUGAGGACGCCUUGGUGCAGGUGGAGGCAGUGGUCGGGAGGGCUCUGUGUGCCUCCAACGCCAGCUCUGAGCUCCUGCAGAGCCUGCUGGAGGGGAAUGCGACGCGGGAUGUGCAGCGGGAGCUGGAGGCCGGGUACGAGGAAAUCCAGCGGGCACGGGAUGAGCUGGGCGCUAGCGUGGCUGAGGUGGCAGCGGAGGCCAGGAGAGCUUUAACAGCCGUGCAGCAGGCGAAUGCAGACAUGGCCCAGCAACUUCUGCGGGUGUCUGCACUGGGGCAGCCGGCACAGGCUGGAAACCUGGCACAGGACACGGCAACGCUGGAGCAGGCAGUGGAGGCUCAGGAGCCAUCAGCUCUGCAGGCCAUGGAGGCAUCUCGUGCUCUGGCAGCCAGACUGCACCGGGAGCUGCAGAGGAUUCAUGGCUUCAAACAGCUGCAGAACCAGGCUGGCUCAGCCCAUGGCACAGCCACAUCGGCCAUCUCACAUGGAACUGUGCUCUCCGAUGCAGAGUCCCUCCUGGCCAGUGUGGAAGGCAUGAGGAAGGUGCUGGGGCAUCGGAGAGGCCAGGCUGCCCUGCACAGGAGGAUGGCGCUUGUGCGGGGUAGGACGAUGGUGGAGGCCCAGAGGAAGAUUAAACAGGCAGAGAAGACACUGGGAAACUCCUUAUCCAUCUCCACUGCAGCCCAGAGGACAGCCGGAGCUGAGCGAGUCGCUGGGGAGAGCGCCAAGAGGGCACAGGCUGUGCUGCAGGAGGGCAAGCAUGCCCGCAAGCAUGCCAGCCAGCUUGCUAUGCGUGCCAAUGAGACCCUGCGGGAGCUCUCACAGCAGGAGCAUGUGGCUGAGAAGCUCAGGAGGGACCUGGAGGAAGCCCAUCAGGUGGGGACAGCGGUGAAUGACAUGGCAAGAAGUCUCCAGGAAGCCCAGGGCUCUCUCAUUGCGGACAUCAAGACCCUGAACGACCUGCUGCAGAGCCUAGGUGAGACAGGGCCCUGCGGAAGGGACAGCCUGUUGGGGUUUGGGGCUCUCCUGCUGCAGCAGCUGCGGCUGCGUGUGGCUGCACCGGGUGCCCUGGCCGGGCAGCUCAGGCUGCUGCAGCAGGAGGCUGUGCGGCAGCAGGAGAGGAUCCAGGCGGUGGAGAGUGACCUGGCUGAGAUCCGGGCUGACAGGCAGAACCUGGAAGGACAUCUGCGGAGCCUCCCCGAGGGCUGCUCGCAGUGGCAGUGACAGCUCCAUGGUGGCUGCUCCAUCACAUCUGUGCUCCCCUGCGGAGCGAAGGACACCCUGUGUUCACCAGCAUCGAUCCCCUCACUGCUCUCCAUGCUGUUCUCUAUACAGUACCACAGCCCGGGUCCUUAUUUGCACCGGUUCAGGCUCAGCAUCCCAUGUGCUCUAUGGUGUGACUUUGGCCACCAGGUGUCCUCAGGGCAUGGGGGCAACCAGCUACCAGUGACCACCCAUGUUCCUGCAGGAUAUGGAGGAACAUGGUCAUGGAACAUCACAGAGUUGGUCUCUCACCAUGGAGUGAACAAAGAACUGCCACCGAUCUCCAUGCUAGACACAUUCCUCCGUCUGUCCCACCACCAGGGAGGGACUGCUUAUCAAGUAUGUAACGUACCAAAGCUGCAGUCCCUCCUGCCCCAAGAGAUAAGAGAGAGGCUGUUGAACCCACGCUGGAAGCUGGUCCUGCUGCACAGCAUCCUGCAGUGUGAUGCUCAUGUGCUGUGGUCACAGAAGUACAAAGAUGGAUCCUGGUGAAGCCAAGCAGUGCCAGCUGUCCUGUCCCGGCUCUGCUUGGCUCAGUGGAUGCCACCAGGUCUGGCUAGGAAGCAGCUCAGCUGCUGGCAGCCCCAGGGGCCGGGUGGCAGAGCAAUGCACUGGGCAGGAGGGGGCAGAGCUGAUGCUUUCAGCCCUGUAUCAGCACUCCAACACCCUACCCCUGCAAGGAGCCGGUUGUGCACCAGGCAGUGCAAUGGGGAGCAGCAGGGCACGGCCCAGCUCCAGCCAGUGGUCACUCCUACAGGAUGUCAGAGGUCGUGGCUGUGUCUCCUUUUAAAGAAGGCCUGUGUGGUGUGUCCACCCUGCAUGCCCAUGCUGCUGGGCCCGGCCCUUGCUCAGCCCACCCUGUGCUGGCUGCAUCCUGACUCCAAGCAGCAGUUGAAGUCACUCCCAUCAGACCAGAAACGAGUCCCCAGGCUGGAGCCCACUUCAGUUUUUAACCUGUUUUACCUGUUUUCUUUGGCUCACAGUGCUGGAAAUCAGGUUUGCUCAAUUCUUUUUGUAGUGCUAGAUGUGUAUGUGCUGCCAUAGACAUUGAAACCCCCAGUGUCAUCUCUGGUGGGGCCAGUGGAAGGGACAUGGGAUUUUCCUACCAGGAACAAACCUAUCAUCUCCCUCCUAAUUCUGCACAAGAGCUGCCCAAGGAGUGGGGUGCCAGACCUGCAGCAUUGCAGGGGCUCCCCAUUUGCUGCCCAAGAACAGCUCUGUAAAGCACAACCACACAGCAGCAUGAGCACACUGUGGCUCAGCUUGGGUGAGAAGCAGGGAGCCACAGCCAUGUACCAUCUCCCUGGGCUGAUAACUACGCAUCUCCAAUCCCCAUAUGGAUUUGCUGCUGUUACAGAAAUGCCAAGCCUUUGCCUUGUGCCCGCUGCUGAAAUGUGGUUCAUCCUCUUUCUGGUCUCCUUGGAACUCUGUUUUAGCUGGUGACACCUGCCUAGAGCCAUAGCCAUUAAAAUUCCUUAAUAUAAGACAUAGCUACACAUCUGACCAAGCAAAUGG
This is a messenger RNA of Melopsittacus undulatus (budgerigar), 3814 nucleotides long. RefSeq names its product laminin subunit gamma 3 (gene LAMC3). The record is from RefSeq and is a predicted model, not a curated record. Gene Ontology annotation, biological process: substrate adhesion-dependent cell spreading; tissue development; animal organ morphogenesis. Lineage: Eukaryota; Metazoa; Chordata; Aves; Psittaciformes; Psittaculidae. Gene Ontology annotation, cellular component: basement membrane.